This is a messenger RNA of Lepus europaeus (European hare), 1558 nucleotides long. RefSeq names its product keratin, type I cytoskeletal 16. NCBI's taxonomy places the organism in Eukaryota, Metazoa, Chordata, Mammalia, Lagomorpha, Leporidae. The record is from RefSeq and is a predicted model, not a curated record. The transcript has 8 exons. Gene Ontology annotation, cellular component: keratin filament. The coding region runs from base 45 to 1475 and encodes 476 amino acids. Gene Ontology annotation, molecular function: structural molecule activity.
UCUUCUCAGCCGGCUCCUCGCUCUCGCACCACCUCCUCAGCACCAUGACCACCUGCAGCCGCCAGUUCACCUCCAGCUCCGUGAAGGGCACCUGUGGCAUCGGAGGCGGCUCCAGCCGCAUGUCCUCCGUCCUGGCCGGAGGAUCCUGCCGGGCUCCCAGCGCCUACGGGGGCCUGUCUGUCUCCUCCUCCCGCUUCUCCUCCGGGGGAGCCUGUGGGAUCGGGGGCGGCUAUGGCGGCGGCUUCAGCAGCAGCAGCAGCUUUGGUGGCGCCCUGGGCAGCGCCUAUGGCGGAGGAUAUGGUGCUGGCCUUGGUGUUGGCUUCGGGGCUGGUUUUGGCGCUGGUUUUGGUGGUGCCGAUGGUGGCCUCCUCUCUGGCAACGAGAAGAUCACCAUGCAGAACCUCAACGACCGGCUGGCCUCCUACCUGGACAAGGUGCGCGCCCUGGAGGAGGCCAACACCGACCUGGAGGUGAAGAUCCGGGACUGGUACCAGAAGCAGCGGCCCACUGAGGUCAAAGACUACAGCCCCUACUUCAGGACCAUCGAGGAGCUGCGGAGCAAGAUCAUCACGGCCACCCUUGAGAACGCACAGCCCAUCCUGCAGAUCGACAACGCCAGGCUGGCGGCUGACGACUUCAGGACCAAAUAUGAGCACGAGCUGAACCUGCGCCAGACCGUGGAGGCCGACAUCAACGGGCUGCGCAGGGUGCUGGACGAGCUGACCCUGGCCAGGACCGACCUGGAGAUGCAGAUCGAGGGCCUGAAGGAGGAGCUGGCCUACAUGAAGAAGAACCACGAGGAGGAGAUGCUUGCCCUGCGGGGUCAGACUGGCGGGGACAUCAGCGUGGAGAUGGACGCUGCUCCCGGCGUGGACCUGAGCCGCAUCCUCAAUGAGAUGCGUGACCAGUACGAGCAGAUGGCCGAGAAGAACCGUAGAGACGCUGAGGCCUGGUUCCUGAGCAAGACCGAGGAGCUGAACAAGGAAGUGGCCUCUAACAGCGAACUGAUCCAGAGCGGCCGCAGCGAGGUGACCGAGCUGCGCAGAGUGUUCCAGGGCCUGGAGAUCGAGCUGCAGUCCCAGCUCAGCAUGAAAGCAUCCCUUGAGAACAGCCUGGAGGAGACCAAAGGCCGCUACUGCAUGCAGCUGUCCCAGAUCCAGGGGCUGAUCGGUGGUGUGGAAGAGCAGCUGGCACAGCUGCGCUGUGAGAUGGAGCAGCAGAGCCAGGAGUACCAGAUCCUGCUGGACGUGAAGACGCGGCUGGAGCAGGAGAUCGCCACCUACCGCCGCCUGCUGGAGGGCGAGGAUGCCCACCUCUCCUCCCAGCAAGCAUCAGGCCAAUCCUACUCUUCUCGGGAAGUCUUCGCUUCCUCAUCCUCCACCUCUGCCGCUCGCCAGACCCGGCCCAUCCUCAAGGAGCAGGGCUCGGUCAGCUUCAGCCAGAGCCAGAGCCAGAGCCAGAGCUCCCGGAACUGAGCUGCCUCUGCCGGAGCCCCUGCCUGCGCCGGCCUCGCCCCCUGGAGGCCGGACCCGGCCUGUCAUCCCAGCGCGGUUCCCAG